AUUAUAUUCAAAUACAAUUACAACUUUACAAGAAUCAUCAACGACUUUACAAGAAUCAACAAUAACUUUAUCUAAUGAUAAUCAAGAUUAUCAAUAUAUGCUUACUCAAUUAUUACAAAAAAUACAACAAUUUGUAAUGCAAAAUUCUAUAUCGGCUAUAACUUUUUAUACUUCUUUUAAUGAAGUAUUUGUUUCUAAAAUUGAAAAAGAAAUACAAACACAAUUUAAUAAUUCAAAUAUUAUACCAACAGUAAAAAAUCCAUUAAUCAUUCGUGAAAAAGGAUGA
Messenger RNA from Funneliformis caledonium, 286 nucleotides. The record is from the annotation of a GenBank genome assembly. Lineage: Eukaryota; Fungi; Glomeromycota; Glomeromycetes; Glomerales; Glomeraceae.